AUGGUUAUCAACGCUACCUACCUUGCCCAGCGCACGCGCUCAUCGGUCAACUGGACUGAUGCGAAGAAGAGGGUCAUCCACAGCUACCGAGACUGGCUGCGAUCGGCUCCCGAGAUCCAGACUAUGUACUCUCUGAACCUCCCCGUCUCCACACUCCGGACGAAGAUGCGGCAAGAGUUCGAGCGGCAUCGAUACGUGAAUCAGAUGAAGACGGUAGAUGUUCUGCUGUUCAACAGUCACCAGGAGUACCAAGAGACACUCAACUUCUGGAAGCAGCUUUCGCACGUUCUCAAGUACUUCCGUGCCGAAGAAGACCCCAAGGCGAGGUUGCCAGCCAACUUCAUCAACGGCUUCUUGGAGGGCCGUAACUGA
Molecule: messenger RNA, 372 nt
Organism: Ascochyta rabiei
Lineage: Eukaryota; Fungi; Ascomycota; Dothideomycetes; Pleosporales; Didymellaceae
Exons: 4
Coding region: 1-372 (123 amino acids)
Biological process (GO): response to oxidative stress
Source: RefSeq, a predicted model, not a curated record